Bombus pascuorum is the source of this 740-nucleotide messenger RNA. It is a transcript of the gene Pfdn6, whose product is annotated as prefoldin subunit 6. The record is from RefSeq and is a predicted model, not a curated record. Gene Ontology annotation, cellular component: prefoldin complex; cytoplasm. Bases 207 to 605 code for a protein of 132 amino acids. Gene Ontology annotation, biological process: protein folding; chaperone-mediated protein complex assembly. The transcript has 4 exons. Lineage: Eukaryota; Metazoa; Arthropoda; Insecta; Hymenoptera; Apidae. Gene Ontology annotation, molecular function: protein-folding chaperone binding.
UACAUCCCUAGGACUGUGAUUAUGCAUGUGUCAUAUGGCCGUAUGCAUUUAAAUUAGUAGAAGAGUUGAAACAAAAUAGAUUAAAGAAAUUUAAUUAAAAAGAAUAUCUGUUUAUAUAUAAAAUUUCUUAUUUCUUUUAUCCUUUAUUAGUAAAUAUUUGUCGCAUAGUUAGUCAGAAAACGUGUUACAGAAUAUUACUAUCUUAAAUGACAAAUAUGACGGAAGAAAUUCAAAAAAAUUUAAAAACAGAAAUAGACAAGUACAAACAGGUUCAAAAAGAUUACCACAAAGCACUGAAUCAAAGACAACAGCUGGAUGGACAAUUAAAUGAGAAUAUUGCCGUCAAGAAAGAAUUAGAUCUUUUGAAAUCAGAGGAUGACGUUUUCAAAUUAAUUGGACCUGUUCUCAUUAAGCAAGAUGUAGAAGAAGCAAAACAGAACGUUGCUAAACGAAUGGAAUAUAUCUCUUCUGAAUUGAAAAGAGUGGAAGAAUUAAUAACGACAUUAGAUAAGAAACAAGAUACACAUCGUGAAACAUUGGAGAAAUAUCAGCAGAUGUUUCAACAAGCUCAAGUGAAAGCAUCCCUCUCUCAACCUAAAGCAUAAUUUUAUACAUGAAAAAAAAUUAUAUGUUGCCGCUUGUUAUGUCAAUAUCAUAAAAGAAAAAAGAUCAUAUAACCAUAAAUGUCACUAUUUCUAUUUCUGAUUAAAUUUGUUAAUAAAUUUCUCGUGAAGCUUUUA